Anoplopoma fimbria (sablefish) is the source of this 8364-nucleotide messenger RNA. RefSeq names its product creb3 regulatory factor (gene crebrf). Lineage: Eukaryota; Metazoa; Chordata; Actinopteri; Perciformes; Anoplopomatidae. Gene Ontology annotation, molecular function: DNA-binding transcription factor activity, RNA polymerase II-specific; RNA polymerase II transcription regulatory region sequence-specific DNA binding. The transcript has 11 exons. The coding region runs from base 714 to 2876 and encodes 720 amino acids. Gene Ontology annotation, biological process: response to unfolded protein; regulation of transcription by RNA polymerase II. Gene Ontology annotation, cellular component: nucleus. The record is from RefSeq and is a predicted model, not a curated record.
GCUUGGUCUUAACGAGACAAAGUAGAUAUUGGGGACGAACAACUUCAAUAUUUCUAUCCAAUGCAAUAUUACAUGAAAACGGCGAAAUGUUUGCACCCAUCUCUGGGCUCUGCUCCUAUUCGUCCAGCGCCGCACCACGUGGUCAGGCAGUCACGCGCUUUCCAGCAACCCGUCAGGAAGAAGAAAAACAAAACAAACCCGAGAUAUAGCUGUAACAGCGUGCGGACUCCAUUGGAAAGAGGGUCCUGUUUUCCCAACGGGAGGACAUACACGAGGUCCAAAACCAAGCGAGACGCAUGCAUGUGCGUCCUGAAACUAUCAGAUAAUACUGCAACCCCAGCUGAUGCUGCAAAGAAGACAGCGCUGUUGUCCAAGUCCAUUUUGAGAUCGUAAGCAGCAGCUUGUGCGAACUUGACAUCGACACAGGAAACGGUGCAUCUGUAGAGAGACUGCAUCAUAACCCCACAUGUCAGAACCUGAAGCAUACGGAGAACCACACCAGACCACAACAGAUCAGACCAGACCAGGUUGAGCCUAAAUAUUGACACCAUCCCUCUCCCCUUACCCCUCACCCUCAGCCUUGCAGGCUGCAUCCACCAGAUCGUCUCUUUUAAGCAGUAAUUUAUUGCUGCAGAUAGGACAACCUCGGACCACUGGGACUGCACAGGAGACCCAGAGGUUCCCCUAGCUAGAGCUGUUUGCUGUGCCCUGCAAUGCCUCAGCCUAGCGUCAGUGGGAUGGAACCUCCAUUUGCUGACGCCUUUCAGAACUACUCCUUUGCUGACCAGGCCCUCACCAGCACUGAGCUGCUCGCCACCAGCUCUGACCCAGAUUUCAUGUAUGAACUUGACAGAGACAUAACCCACCGGCAGAGCCCCUGUCGGGACAGCAUCAUGGGGGACGGAGGCAAGGAAGUGGAGGGCUGUGUGGAUCAGCUCAUGGGUCUGAACGAGUGUGAGACAGUCUGCAGCAGCUCAGCGUUUGAACAGUGGGACUCCUACUGGGAAGAUGUCACCAGAUACACACGGCUGGCCAGCUGCGACAUCUGGGGCACCAAAGAGGUAGAUUUCCUUGGAUUAGAUGAUUUCUCUAGUCCCUACCAGGACGAGGAAGUGAUUGGAAGAACCCCGACUCUGGCUCAGCUCAACAGCGAGGAUUCGAUGCCUGUGUGUGAGGCGCUCUACCCCCCUGCUGACCUGAUGCUGUCUGCCCCUCAGCCGGCCCUGCCUCCCGGUCACAGUAGGAGAGUCCUGGUCCCUGGCUCUGCACGGCCCUCCCUGAGCUCCACAUCCUCUUCCCGUCCUUCCCGCAGCUUUCUCCCAGACUUCCCUGAAACCUCAAAAAAAGCCACCCGACCCGUCCCCUCCAGUACUGAGACUAUGGCCAAGACCCAGAAUCUCCUCAGUCUCACGCAGGACUACGGCCAAGCAGAAACCAAGACCCUAGGGCGAGGAACCAAGAUGGCAGCCCCGACUUCUUACGGCACUGACUUUGUGCGGAAGGCUAAAGUCCGUGUGAGCGCUGUGCAUAGAACUCAGCCCAACACGCCCUCCCAGAUGGAUUUUGAGAAAUCAGAUCCACCUCUACCUGUCUCCCAGCCACAAGACGAGAAUGCCUGCACUUCAGCGAGCAACACCUUGGUGGUAAUUCCUGUUGCUGCAGCCAGUAGCUCUGCCAGCCUGACGAGCUUUGAGAGGCGGGCAGGGGGGACAGGAAAGGAGACACUUGUUGGCUGGUCUGCCACCGUGCCUCUGCUGGUGGAGGCGAGCCAGGCCAUGGAGGGCAGCACCUCUGAGCUGGGCAGCACCGACGAUUGUGUGGCAGGGGCUAGCGGCGGUCCAGAUGUCGAGGGCACGGAGAAGAGCAAGGAGGAGGAGCACAACUACUCUCUCUUCCUGACCCGCAACAGGCUGGCCGGCAGAGCCCACUCCCAGCUUGAAGAGGAGGAGGAGGAGGAGGAGGAAGAGGAGGAAGAGGAAGAGGAGGAAGACGAGGAAGAUGCGGAGGAGGAGGAAGGCGAGGGGCUUGAGGUGGAUGACGAAGACCACGAUGAGGGUUUUGGCAGCGAGCACGAGCUGUCUGAGAAUGAGGAGGAUGAGGAUGAGGAGGAGGAGGAGGAUGAAGACUACGAAGCCGACAAGGAUGACGACAUGAGUGAUGCCUUCUCAGAGCCAGGCUGUGACAUGGAGCUAAUGGAUGACAUAAAAGGCCUGACAGCAGGAGUCUCCAGCCGGAAGAGAGGCAAGCGUCGCUACUUCUGGGAGUACAGCGAGCAGCUCACCCCCUCCAAACAGGAACGUAUGCUUAAGCCGUCUGAGUGGGACAGACACACGCUGCCUAGCAACCUGUACCAGAAGAACGGGCCUCUCCAUGGAAAGUAUAUGCUGAAGAAAUCUCGCCGCACCGACGUGGAAGACCUGACUCCCAAUCCACGCAAGCUGCUGCAGAUCGGCACCGAGCUCCGUAAACUGAACAAGGUGAUCAGCGACUUGACGCCCGUCAGUGAACUGCCGCUGACCGCACGACCACGGUCACGCAAGGAGAAGAACAAGCUGGCAUCCAGAGCUUGUCGUUUAAAAAAGAAGGCCCAGUAUGAAGCAAACAAGGUGAAGCUCUGGGGACUCAGCACGGAGUACGAUCGGCUGCUCUUCGUGAUCAAUGCCAUCAAGGAGGAGAUAGUUGCCCGAGUGGAGGACUCUUCUCCCCGUCCAACCAACAUGGCUGACACUCUGGAGAAUCUCAUCCAGGAGACACUUGUGGCACCACCUGUUGCUGGGCAGACUUCAGAUUUUGUCAACAAGAUCUUGGAGAACACAGGACGGGGUGAUCCAACCGGCGGGCUGGUCGGCCUGCGAGUCCCAACCUCCAAAAUCUAGACAAACUGCGGUCCACUGAGAGGAGUGGUAUUACCACCGUGCGGUCCCAUUGUAACUAUGCUCCCCUCUGCAUGCCCCCUCCAGCCCAGAGUACAUACACAUUGUUAGUCACACAAACACACAUACCACUCCCUGUGUGUAUGUAUGUGUGUUUGUUUAAGCCAUGCACCUGUAUGGCAUACACCCUAGCUUACUGUCUAUGCACACUGUGUGCAGAGUCAGUGUGUCACUGUCUCCCAACCCAUUGUCAGCAUCUGUUGGGAAAAGCGCCUCUUAAAGCAAGUGAUGGUUAGGUGUAUAGCUAAUAGCACGUCCGAAAUCCACUGGUGACUAUUAGAUGUGUUUAACAUAGUGUUGUGUAGGGUCGGUUUUGUCGGAGGUCUGCCUCCGGGGCGGACACAGAGACAGUCACACGAGUGUAACCACUGGAAUACUUUCACACAGUUUAUUUGAGGUUGUAAUGAUAGAGGAAUAAUUGUUACACAUCAGACACCAUCAAAGGCUGGAAAAAGUUCCGGUUAUCAUUUCCUAGAAGAGUCUCACCUUACAUGGCAACACAAAAUGAACCCACUCCAAUAAAAAGUACUUUGACGAAAACAGCUGUGGUUGCCAAGACGGCUACAGAGUGAAAAAAAGAAGAGUGCUCCGAGGCGUUUUGGGGUGGCAGGAAGUAUUUUGUAUUGAAGGCCUGAAUAUGUUCAUGCCAUCCCCUGUUUGCCAAUCAAGUCAGCUGGUGUUAAAAUAUAGGAGUUCACUUUUAGCUAAAUAAAGCUGGAAACAAAAAAGCAAUAGAAGCUUAAAGUCAAAAUUAGACUUUAAAGAUUAAGCGACAGCCAUCCUGCUGGGCUGAAGUUUGUGGAAAGCAGGAGGAAGCUUAAUGCCUCAUUUUGACUACGUUAACUUAAAACAGCAGGAGGUGGUUGACCAUGUGGAGAGGAAGUGCAUGUAGUUUGGUGCUUUUGGCCUUGUGCUGGUUAUAACUGGACUAGGUGAAACGGGCAUUUUGCCAGAAUGGGAGCAGACUGUGAGGAAGAUGAUGGUGGUGAUGGAGGUGAUAAAGAUGACAAACAGUGAUCCAUCUCCUCUAGGAAACUGUACAUAAAAGUGUCUCCCAGUGAAAAACGGCACUGGCUCCCCUUUUUGUACAGUAGAGAUGACCAGGUGUGCUCAUACUAGUGUUUGAUCAGAGUUCUAUUCAUUGUGCCUUGUGUAUGUAUGUGUGUGUUUCUGUAAGUCUGAGUGAGUGCAUGAGAGGAGCUGAACGAGACGAUGUGAUUGGUCAUAACUCCCUGAGGUCCAGCCAAGGAGAGGACAGCUUUACAAUGAGGGAGAUUGGUAGCGAAUGCGAGGAGGGAGACAACUGUGUGUUUUGUUGUGUAUUUCAGUUGUAAAGAGAUAUUCUGAAUGUACAAAAUUUAAGUGGAAGCUCUUGUUGCGUCAUGCCACAGAGUCUGUGUAUAUAGGAGGGCUCUGCAAUGGAUUACUUUUGUGUUUUGGUACUCUGUCUUUAGGGAUGGGGGGUGGGGUUAACAGAUAUUUUUGUUUAGAGUUACAAAAAAAUAUUUGCACACUAUAUUUUGAUUGUUUUUUGUACCAAAGACACAUGCAACGAAAUGGCGACCAGCCAGUUAAAGUAAGGUUUUGCACAGCUUACCUGACGCCGUAUUGAAUGUAAGAAAUGUGGGAAGGUCAGGGAACUUCAUAGAACUGUGAAAUUAGCUUGGGUCCAAUUCUGUACAGAAAAGGAACAUUCAGUCAUUUUUUUAAGAAUUUGAAAAUGAUCUCCAUCUGUGGGCUUCUCCUGUAGAUGUGUUGCAGCAAGCACUUCAUUCCUGAACUUUUUCCUCCCUCCACAUGCUAAUUGUUUUUGUGGCGCUAUCUAGGACAAAAACCAAGAGCGCUAGUAGAUAAGCUAUGUUACAUUUUUCUUUGUCAAAAUGUCACCAACAAUAACCAAAAUGUUUUGUUCCUGGUGUCACUUGUUGGAUUUCUGUAUCUAGAUGAGGUCUAGUCCAUCAACAAAAUAUUAACUGAAUUGUGUUUUAAAGUACUGUAUAUAGAAACAUUAAUUCUAUAUCUAUCAAUGGUGAAAUGCCACUUUUCAUGACAAUUGAUUCAUUUUUAAGCAUGACACAUUUCUAAAUCCUAUCCUAUCCACCGAGAAAGUAAAAAAAAAAGAAAAAACACAAAAAAAGUGUAUUGUUAUAUUUUUGUACUUUAGCUGCCUGCUAUCUUUCCUGUUGGGUUGGAAGUAGCCCUGUUAGUGGAAAGAAGGCAAUGGGGAGGAAAAGAGGAGAAGGUCUUAAAGAGUAGCCAGUUGGUCUGAUAGUUUGAUAUUUAAACUGGCACCUGACCCUUUUGGUAUCAUUUACUGGCUGAGGGAUUUACAGAGAAUCAGGACUGGAUUUAUUUGAAACAAUGCAGCAAAGCCAUGGUCUAGUUUGAGUGGUCUACAAAGAGAAUGGGGGCAUGCUGUCCUUAGCAAAGACAGUGGCAUGUCCAGGAAAGAAAGAAACUCAGAGGACAACAGUGUGGAGAUGUGAAGGCAGUUGCUGUAUGAAAGACAAAGAAAUUUUAGUGUUUCCCAGAUUGAUCUGGAUUCAGCACUGUGCAUUGUGAUACCAAUUAUCACACAUAUUCCCUCUUUGACCAUGAAAUCGGUUGAAUUUUGCAUUUCCUGGGACUGGCUUUGCUGCCUUUGAGGUUGCAUUGCUGAUAUAUUUCUGCCUGGCCUUACCUUCGGUCCUCAGCUCACAUCCUUCCUGACCAGUUGCAGAGAAUAACUUUCUUCACCAAAACACGCAGUUACAAUAUUCAGGCCACAGAUUGGUAGCAUGUCCAACUUUUUGAAAUGCAUGAUGCCCGUGUGCUUUCCUUCCUGCUGCCUCCUAAGAGGAAAUGCAGCCAUUCCCAGGAAUUUCAAAAUUCAACGAGAGUUCUCUCUGUUAGCAGGCGAAUACAACAAAAAAUAUAUGUUUGACAAGGCUGAAUUCAGGUUAGUUUGAAGUAAAGAAAUAACUCCUUCACAGAAUGAACUCUGAUGUAUGGUGUUGGCGAUGCAGCGCUGUGGUCUCUCUAUAUUCUGUGAUUGAAUAACAGCUAGUGCUGCAUAUAUAUAUUUUUUACUGAUUUCUGUUCCGUCUAAAAAGGGAGAAAUGGUGCUUUUUUCUGAAACUAAAAUGAUGAGUAUCCAUGAUUCUUAUUUGACUACUCAGUGCUAGUUGUAGCCUAAUGACUUGCUCUCCCCUACCGUCCAUAGCUAUUUUCUUAGUAGUGAUUCCUUUUUUGUAAAUAGACUAUAAGUUGAUAUGUACCUUCUAAAUGUUAGAUAUGUGUAUAGAGUACUCUAUCUUAUAUGUUUGAAAAACAAAAGCACUUUGUCCAAAAAAGGAAAAAAAAAACAACAAAAAGAAAGCAUUUUUUUCUUCCAUUUGCUGCUAAAAAGGCCUGGUGUGAAUGCUGCAAGUGUACUUUGAUGACUACUUGCGAGGAUAGGUCUAUUACCUGACUUGGCUAGGUCUAUAAACUAGCAGGGAAUAGGUGUACGGCCUGACAAGGGUUAGGUCAACAUGUUUCUGGAGCCAUGUAAUGAUAUAAGAUGCUGUAUGAGCAUGUAUCAUUGCUUGGCUUUGGGAAGCCCAGAUAGGAUAGAUCUAUUCCCUGGUCAAGAACCGUGUGGAUAAUGUGUUUGUGGUCUUAAAAAAAAAUAGAGGGUUUUGAUUCCAGGGCCCCUACAAUGAUCCUGACCCCCUUGGCGUCAUGAUUAAUUUGCCUUCAGUAGAGGUUUCCUAUGGAAAAAUUGAUUCUGCUUUGGCUUCCUCUUCAGGGUGAUGUACAGUAUAGACACAUUUCUCCAGAGAGCUAUAUUGUUAUCAUUUGUAAACUGAUUUCUACUUGUGACUUAAUGAGGAGGGGGUUUAGCCCAGGGUGGCCAGGAAGAGCCCGUUUGAAAGAUGCUGAUCCGGGCCGCCUUGGGGGAAGUUACUAUAUCACUGUACUGUAUGGCAAGCCAGUUACAAAUGGAGACUCAAUCCGGACACUUAUUGCCUUUUUGAACUUUUCACUUACACACAAAACAAAAAUAAUAACUUGGCAGACAUGUCAGUUGCCAAGGGUUGUGCCUGAGGUUUAUGACAUAGUCCUGCCAAUAUAUUGUCAACAACAACAACAACAACAACAACAACAACAACAAAACUGUUCAGCCUGAUUUGCUCAAAACAACCUUGACUGAAGUAGCAGACGUGGUGAAAUAAGUCUUAAAAAAUGGCUUCAAAAAUUUGAACUCCUUGUGCUCAGUUAUAUCUUUUGGGGCAACAUUUGAAGCAAUUUUUAACUACAAUUUUGCCCAGGUCUGAUGGGGGGUCAACGGUGGUUGAAUAGCCGCUAGUUGGCCAUUGACCAGCUGAGCAGAGUGUGUGUGUGUGUGUGUGUUUUGUAGACGAUCACGAAGCUGAUUCAAGAUAGAGUCCUCACAGGUUUUUACAUUUAACAUGAUAGGUGCAAGCUGUGCAACUUUACAUUUAGACCAGGAGACUCUGUGGCAUUUUAACAGUCAAGGAAAUGAGUGAAAAUCCUCGCCAGUAAAACUAUUCCUUAUUCUUUUUAUUUCUGAUGAUAUAAAUCCUAUACAGUCAACUAUUAAGCUAAUAGAGUGUGUAACCUUGUGCUCCUCUUGUCCAAUAAAAGCUUAAGUGGAUCCAUAAAGCUCUUCUUCAGCAAAUCAGGGUAAUAUCGUUCUUCUAUCUGACAUAUGUGAUGACGUAUAAAAUCUAAAGAAAAUAUAUUUAUGUAUUCCAAUUAUUGUCGCCAUUCUUUACUCUGUACAAAAUAUUUUGUGUGUGUGUGUGUGUGUUAUGAACUGUCAAUGUCAAUCAAUAUAGUGCAAUGCUCGCUACACAAACUGAAAAAAGGCCAACAGACUUGCCACAAUAAUUCACAAAGUUCUCCGCUUUCUCCAGAUCGGUAUUCAAACAUACACAACCUGCAACAUUUUCCUUUCACAAAAGAUUUGACCGCCGUAAUCAAACUGGGGUUUGUCACAUGGUGCUGAUAACAUUUCCAAGAAAUCGUCCGAAAAUGAUUAUCCACUCACAAGGAUAACAGGUGAUUCAUGUUCUCAAUAACUGUCAUCAGACCAGACUUCCCCUCCUGAUCAUUUGCAUUGAACUGUCACUGUUGGACCAAUCAGAAGAAUAUUGUUACCCUGAACAACAGCAGAAUGGUGAUUUCUGUAUUAUUGAGCUGUAUGGUUGUUAUUGUUAGGUAUACCAUUAUUUCUUAUGUAAAAGUCAGACUCCUUGAUUUGAUACCAUUGCCCAAAGUCACAGAGGAUCUUUAUUCCCUCUGAGAGGUGCAAAACAUUCACGAGAACUUCAAAUAAAUGCAUAUUUUUUGGUGUAUAAGGACAUUGCUUUUGCUGAUUUAACUUCUAGGGGGAAUUUCCUUCUAAUGUUAAUAUAUUGGCGUUAUGUAUUCAUGAACAAUCUCA